UAUGGCAAGUGAUAGAGGAGCAUUAAAUUCGAUGCUACCCUCGCCCUAAUUGAACAGAGCAAAUCCUCUGAUACUGUUGUUUUCCUCAGGUUAUCUCAUUCAUUCUCCUUUGUUUCUCAUCUCAUUCUCAACUCAACCAUGUCAACAUCAUCUUCUUCAUCCUCUUCCCAAACCCUCAGAAUUGGCAUAGUUGGAUUCGGCACCUUUGGCCAAUUUCUGGCCAAGACAAUGAUAAAACAAGGCCACUCUCUCUCUGCAACUUCUCGAUCCGAUUACUCCGACAUCUGUCUCCAAAUGGGCAUUCACUUUUACAGGGAUGUCAGCGAUUUCCUUGCUGCUGACAUAGAUGUGAUAUUGUUGUGCACAUCGAUAUUAUCGCUAUCCGAGGUUGUGGGGUCAAUGCCACUCGCUUCCCUGAAGCGCCCAACACUGUUUGUUGAUGUUCUUUCAGUGAAAGAACACCCGAGAGAACUUCUGCUACGAGAGUUGCCACUGCACUCAGACAUUCUCUGUACUCACCCUAUGUUUGGACCUGUCACCGGCAAGAAUGGAUGGAAAGGUCUCACUUUCAUGUAUGACAAAGUUCGGAUAAGAAAUGAAGAUAUCUGCUCUAGUUUCAUCCAAAUUUUUUCCAGUGAGGGUUGCAAGAUGGUACAAAUGACUUGUGAGGAACAUGACAAAGCAGCUGCGAAGAGCCAAUUUAUUACACACACAAUUGGCAGAACAUUGGCAGAAAUGGAUAUUCAAUCCACACCUAUUGACACCAAGGGCUUUCAGGAACUUGUUAAAUUGAAGGAGACGAUGGUAGGAAAUAGUUUUGAUUUGUUCAGUGGAUUAUACGUGUAUAACAGAUUUGCCAGACAAGAGCUGGAAAACCUUGAACGUGCCUUGCAAAAAGUCAAAGAAACGCUGGUUGAAAAGAAGAAAGAGGAGCAGGGUCAAGAAAAGAUAUGAUUUUAUUUAUAAUUUUAUAUCAUAGAGAUAUAUUCUCGAACAAUCAAAUUUCCUCUUGUUCCAGUCAUAAAUUAUUCCCAUUUCAGUUUUACAGUUACCAAAAUGAAGUCAACUAAUAAACCAAAUACACUUGCAUAUGUUCGAUCUUGCUAUAAAAAUGUUGGACGAUCUUGUUCCCAGCAUAUACUGUGAUUUCAUGAAGCUAAAAAACAGAUAUUUAGUCCUCAAUGUCACCAUUUAACUCAAGUUUGUUUCA
Vigna unguiculata (cowpea) is the source of this 1210-nucleotide messenger RNA. Its product is annotated as arogenate dehydrogenase 1, chloroplastic-like. Gene Ontology annotation, biological process: L-tyrosine biosynthetic process. The record is from RefSeq and is a predicted model, not a curated record. Gene Ontology annotation, molecular function: arogenate dehydrogenase (NADP+) activity; prephenate dehydrogenase (NAD+) activity; prephenate dehydrogenase (NADP+) activity. Lineage: Eukaryota; Viridiplantae; Streptophyta; Magnoliopsida; Fabales; Fabaceae.